Molecule: messenger RNA, 1611 nt
Organism: Cercopithifilaria johnstoni
Lineage: Eukaryota; Metazoa; Nematoda; Chromadorea; Rhabditida; Onchocercidae
Source: the annotation of a GenBank genome assembly
AUGCAAGAACAGUUAGAAGUAUUCCAAGAUGAGAUGUUCUGGACGAUCAGCAUUGGAUUCUUCAUUGCUUCAAUUCUUGCAUUUGCUAUUGGUGCCAAUGAUACAGCAAAUUCUUUUGGAACGAGUGUUGGAAGCAAGGUGCUUACACUCCAGCAAGCUUAUUUACUAGCUUCCAUUUUUGAAACCCUUGGAGCAACUCUUUUGGGAUACCAGGUCACGGAUACAAUGCGAAAAGGCGUCAUCGAUCUGGCUGUUUACAAUGGUAGCGAAAAUGAGCUUAUGCUUGGCCAAAUUUCCGUACUGUCAGGAUGCGGUGCAUGGCUACUUAUAGCGACAUUUUUGAAGCUACCAGUGUCAACUACUCAUAGUAUUGUUGGAGCAACCCUUGGUUAUUCUUUGCUAGCCCGUGGUACGCAAGGAAUACGCUGGUGGCCAGUCAUCCGCAUAUUUAUAUCAUGGUUCCUGUCACCUUUGCUUUCGGGCAUCGUUUCAAUUCUUUUUUAUUCAUUCAUCGACCAUGCUGUAUUGCGACGUCGACGUCCUUUGCACUAUGGCCUAAUUCUUUUGCCUGUUUUGUAUUUCAUCUGCAUAGCUGUCAACCUUUUUGCCGUUAUGUACAAUGGUUCUGAAUUUUUGGGUUUUGACAAGAUGCCGACAUGGGUUGUUCUGGUGAUAACAUUUAGCGUAGCAGCAGUUGUUGCGUUUCUUGUGCAUUUCAUUAUGGCACCGCGACUGAAAAAGCGCAUUUUAGGUGCAUGUUCCCUGUUGCACUAUGAAGACGGAAAACACUUGACACUGGGACCAACUAACAGCGGAGAACAACAACUAGCUGAAAUAUCUGUUGAUUUGCUCAACAACAAUGGUAACAAUACUGAUUUGACUAUGAUAGAGGAAGAAAGGAGCGUGGUAUCCAGCAAUUUGCAAACAAGUAAUAUCGAUGGACAUCACGGUUUGGGUGCGAAUACGGUACAACCAACGAGAAGUAUCGGAACCUUCUUUCGUUCCUCCAAACCGGAAGAUCCGCAAGCAUCUCAGUUGUUCAGUUUCCUUCAAGUGCUUACAGCUUGUUUCGCCGGUUUCGCGCAUGGUGGCAACGAUGUGAGCAACGCAAUUGCCCCGCUCGUGUCACUGUAUUCCAUUUACAAGGAGAAGUCGGUGAUGCAACGAUCCACAACACCUGUUUGGCUUCUGCUUUACGGUGCUUGUGGCAUGUGUAUGGGUCUUUGGGUAUUGGGACAUCGGGUUAUCUACACAGUUGGUGAGAACCUCACCAAAAUCACGCCACCAAGUGGCUUUGCAAUCGAAUUUGGUGCUGCUGCAACAGUAUUAGCUUCAAGCAAGUUUGGUCUUCCAGUAAGCUCCACACAAUGCAAGGUUGGCAGUGUGGUAGCAGUAGGUGUGGUACAGGCAAGCGGCUCUGUAAAAUGGUCUACUUUCCGGAAUAUAUCAUUGUCCUGGCUUGUUACUUUACCUAAACAGUUAGGUACAAAUAUUAAAUGCACUACAACUCCUGGUUGUGGCAUAAUGUAUGUCACUUAUGGACGGGCAUCUGCCGAGAGAGGUAUCCUCAGUGCACUGGUAAUGUUGGUUGCGCGUUCAGUCGUUCUGUGA